AGUAUCUACAGCGUUUCGGUUGUAUUUCAGCGGCGGCGCUAACGUAUUUCGCUCCAUUUAGUGUUUGUAGUAGCACACAAAAAUUAUAAAUUGACGCGCGUUCAAAAUUUUCCCCUAUAAAUAGUGAGUGCUUUCUCGAGUGUGAGCGCCGCAGAGUAAAGUGAAAAAAAAAUAAUAAUUGUGAAAUGCAAAUGAAAUGAGCUUUUCCUCUUUGUCGCCAUUGUCGAUCGAAUUGGAUCUUAAGUGUGCCACUUUGUGCCUAUUUUAGUGCUGCCAGUGUUGGCGCGUGAGUGGCAAGCGGGAGGCGUGCACCGGUCAACUCGUCGGCAUCAUUGCGACUUGUAUUAAGCGACGAUCCAAAUUGUUGUUGAUUUUUCUGCACUUAAUUCUACUUCUUACAAGUUUCGCGUUCGGCAAGAAAACCGCUACAUUUGUGGAAAUCAUUGAGAGAAUUUCAAGCGUUUCCCAAAAUCUAAGUGGCAACUACAUGCCUAAGUGUUGCUGAGUGUGUUGUAAGUGCGGAAAAGCUAACAAACAGCGGCAGCCGGAAAAAACAUUGCUUGAGUUGUUUGUUCUUGUUAUUUAACGGGAAUCGUGAAAACAAUCAAGAGUGGUUUUUGAGAAAAAUCUUCAAGCAAUAAUAGAAAAAUUAUCAAACAUAAAAAAUAAAGCAUAUAAAAAAAGUUUUAACGAAGUAUCAGCAGCCAUCGGCGAGACAAUAAUAACAACAACAAAAUUCGUGGCAACAAUUUGUACACGUUUGGCACGAUGGAGGGCGGCUACGUGAAUGAAGAAGAUUCCGAUGCAAUAAUGGGAGUGGAGAGUCCAGGUGGCCAACUGAAAACAAAAAAUGGACAAAAAUAUGUAUUCAACGGUCCACCGUCGGGCAUUUACGUGACCAGAACAUGCGUAUUCUUCACCGCGAUAGUAACGGUUGUGGCGCUCAUCUUCACCAUACUCAUCACAUAUUUCUUGACAGCCAACUCCGUGACAACACCCAGCUGCUUCAAUGGCAACUCAAAUAAGAACUCACCGCCCUUGGCUCUGUCCUCCAAUUCGAUUGGCCCACAAUAUAACAGCACUCCAGUGGCGACGGCUAGCAUACUUGGCACGGCACCACAUACCGCCAGUCCCAUAUCGAAAUAUGGUACCACACCACCAAUCGCGCCAAUCGGUGACAUCAGCUUACCGCCAGAGCAUGACAUCCUCGGUGCAGACAAGAGCAAAGCAGCCGAUAGGAAAUUGCAGCUGCACGACGGUUGGAGACCGCUGCAUUACAACAUUGUGAUUGAGCCCAACAUUAAGACCGCCACCAACAAUGGUAGCAUUACCAUUGAGGUACAGCGUGACGCCAAUAUCCCUACUCUGCUUCCGAUUAUUCUCGAUGUGCAUAAUAUUUCCAUUUCGAAUGUGCGCGUCAUACGCUCGCCCAGCAAUGUUUCAACCAGCGAUGAAAUCGAAUUGGAUUUCGAUGGUAAAUACGGUGAGAACAACUCAUCCUUUGUGGUGGCCAUUAAUAAAGGUAUUGAGGAUGAGCGCGAUGUCAAGUUGAUUGUUAGCAUGGAUUUUGUUAGUCAGAUAACCGACACGCUUCAGGGUGUGUACAGAACAAGCUAUACGAACUUGGAAACCAAUAAAAUCGAAUGGAUGGUCAGCACGCAAUUUUCGCCCGUCGACGCUCGGCGCGCAUUCCCUUGCUUCGAUCGUCCCGACAUGAAGGCAAACUUUACCAUCACUAUUAUUCGCGAUAAUAAACUCGGCAUGGCGUUGUCUAAUAUGCCCCUCUAUCGUAGUUCUGUUCACCGUCCAGGCUUCACGCGCGAUGAUUUCGUAACGUCACCGAAGAUGCCGAUUUACAGCUUCGCUUUUGUCGUUUCCAAUUUGGUGAAAUCUCAUUAUUCCGACUUGGAUGCUAGCCUAGUACCGCGCGUAGAGAUUUGGACCCGCCCCGAAAAUACCGAAAUGACAAACUAUGCGUAUUCAAUGUUGCGAAAGUUUUUGCCCUACUUCGAAGAUUAUUUUGGCAUAAAGAACCGUCUGUCGAAAAUCGAUAUGGUGUCUAUACCGGAUUUUGGUUUUAGCGCUAUGGAAAAUUGGGGACUAAUUACUUUCAGAGAUUCUGCUCUCCUCGUGCCCGAAGAUCUUGAUCGCGCUUCUUCGUCAGAGCACAUGGAGCAUGUUGCCCAGAUUGUCGCACACGAAUUGGCGCAUCAGUGGUUUGGCAAUUUGGUCACACCCAAAUGGUGGGACGAUCUUUGGUUGAAGGAAGGUUUUGCCUGCUACAUGAGCUACUUGGCGCUGAACACCAUACGUCCCGAAUUCCAAAUUAUGGACACUUACACAAUCUACGAAUUCGGUGAUGCCAUGCAACAUGAUGCCGACAACAGUUCGCAUUCCAUUGCUUUCGAUGUGAAAUCAACAACCGAUAUACGUCGCAUCUUCGAUCCGAUCACCUAUUCAAAGGGUAACAUACUGCUGCGCAUGUUGAGCUCAUUUGUGGGCGAUGAAGCCUUCCGUGCGGCAACACAAGAUUUACUGAAGUCCUACGCUUACGACAAUGCCGAUCGUGAUGUGUUGUGGGAUUUUAUGACACGACAUGCGCAUGAGCGUAAGACCCUGCCCGAUAGUUUGCAAGUGAAAACGGUAAUGGAUUCAUGGAUAAUGAAACCUGGUUAUCCCGUUGUAACCGUGGAGCGCCGUGAAGCAGAUCUGGUGUUGACACAAGAACGUUAUAUGUUGCCCUCACGAAAUAUGUCGGAUGACAGUCGUUUUGUUGUGCCGAUCACCUUCGAAACGGAUGAGCUACGCAAAGGCGACAAUAUACCGACACAUUGGAUGUUGGAGACUGAUCGACAAAUUGUCAUAAGCGAAGCCUUUACCUCGGAAAAUAAUACGGAUAAUGUGGUGUAUGUGAACUUGAAUCGCCAGGGUUACUAUCGCGUCAACUAUGAUAUGCCCUCUUGGUUAGCAUUGAAGAAGAAGUUCACCACGCUUCCCCGUAUCACACGCGCACAACUUUUGGAUGAUGCUUUGCAUUUGGCGCAAGCCGAGUACUUGACCUAUGACAUACCGCUGACCUUCCUUAUGGAGAUCUUCACAGCCACCGAUGACGAGCUACUGUGGCGUGCGACGCAACGUGGCCUCAAUUACCUCAUCUAUAUGCUGCAUCGCGAGCCUGCCUAUGAGACAUUCAGAGCCUUUAUGAAAUUCAUUGUACGCCCCGCCUUCGACCGUUACGGCUUGAAUGAGCCGGACAAUGAAUCGCACAUACAGUUACAACAUCGCGCCAAUAUUGCGCGCCUCGCAUGCAAAUUCAACUACGAUCGCUGUACAAUGCCAGCGCACCGGAAGUAUCGCGAGUGGAUGGCCGAUCCCAAACUCAAUCCCAUUAAGCCAAAUCUGAAAUCGAUUAUUUAUUGCACGGCACUCGCUGAGGGUUCCUUCCAGGAAUGGUAUUUUGCUUACAAGCAAUACAAACGCACCACAAGCGCAUCGGAGAAGGAACAGAUCUUGACAUCUUUGGGCUGCACCACAAAGCCAUGGCUGCUCUCCAAAUAUCUAAAUAUGACCAUCGAUCCAACUUCUGGUAUAUUGAAGCAGGAUGGCGCUCGCGCCUUCCGCGCCGUUGCUGAGAAUCCGAUUGGUUACGAAAUUGCAUUUGAUUUUCUGCAAUCGAAAAUCAAGGAAAUCUCUGAAUACUUCGGCGACGGUUUCUCCACACUCACCGAAAUGAUCAAAUCCAUCACCACCUACAUGAAUAAGGAAUACCACAAAGAUCAGCUGCAGCAAUUUGCCGAUCGUGCACGCAAACUUGGUCUGACAGCAGUCGAAGAAGCCAUCGGCUUGGCCAUGGAGCAAGUCAACAACAACAUUUACUGGCGUGAGCAUUCUUACUACCAACUGAAGGACUUCCUGGAAGCGAUAGUUAGCGAAUUUCACAUAAAUAUAUUUUAAGUAAAACGAAAGUACGUUGGUAGAGAGUAAGAAAAAGGAGAACGAAAAGGCAAACAUGCAAGAACAGUGCUUAGGAAUCUAUAAGAAAAUGAGUUCGAGCGUUAUGUAAGUGGCUGAUGUUUGAUUGAGAGUGCAGUGCGCAUGGAGCAGACUAAAUGAAUGAGCGAUUUGUUGUAAAAGCGUACAAUCUACUCAUUUUCUUUUUAGCAUAAGAUAGUUUACUAUGUAGUGUAAGCGUGUAAGCUGUUGUAAGAGAAACCACAUAGGAGCUUUAAAUUUUGUGUGACAACACCAAGCAAUUCACCGUUAACAAAAACAAAAAUCGUAUUGACAUUGAAAUUUUUGUAUUUAAGCACACAAUUGAAAAUUAUAUUUUGUAAUAAUAUGUUGUUUUGCCAACAAAGUGAUAUAUUUGUAUAAGUGAAUGUACCAUAUUUCCUCUGCUGAAGAAAUGAAGCCAACUUUUAACUAACGGAAAAAGAGAGUGUAAAAGUAAUGUGAAUUUAUUUUAGCACAAAAGCAACGAGUAUUUUGAAUUAUAUUUUUGUAAUUUAAAUUUAUUAUUAUUAAUUUUAAAUUUGUUAUAAUUAAUUUCAAUUUUUUAUUAUUAAUUUCGAUUAUUAUUAUUUUUAAUUUUUUUUUUUAUCAUUACCGAUUUUUGUUUUGCCUUGUAAGAUGAUAUUUUUAGUGUUUCUCUUUCGAAUUAUUUAUUUGCUCAUAAAAUAAUUAUUUACUACUUACAAAAAUGCGCGCCAAUAUCUAUAAGAAUUUAAAUAUAAAUACAAUCAGUGUUUAAUGUGUGAAUAAAAUUCAAAAUUAAACAGCAUUUAAAGGGGUUUUAGGCAACCCUGAGCAUUUGAAAAUUGUCAAUUUGUAAAUAUGCUUAUCAAAAGUAUUGAAACUUCACAAAAUGGCGCGUUCAUAUUAAAAACACUAACACAUACAUAUAGUACACGAACGAUUUGAAUAUAACGACACUACGCCACAAUAAUACACUAUCUACUUACAUAUAAAUAUUUAAAAAUACUACCAUAUAAUACUUAGACACUUACAGUUACACAUACAAACACAUCAACUAUACGAACAUAUUUAAUUUUUAUAAUUAUAAUGUCAAAUCAUCAGGUCUCUAUUAUAUAACAGAUAUUUUUAACAUUUUUAUAUACCAAUUGUAACUGUAAAAUUAAUUAGUUAUGUCUACUCAUAUAACCACAUUACAAUUUAAACAACUAAAUUUAAUAAUUGUAGUGAUGUUCCUAUGUUGAAGUGCAUGCAUACAUACAAAUGUAUGUAUGCAUGUGUGUAAAAUAUAUAUUUGUAUGUAAAACGAACUGCAAAUAAUUGCAGGAAAAAUAUAAACUAUUUUACUAAAAACUAAAAAUUUGGCCAGAAGCACGAUUUUAGCUAUAAGUUUAAUAAGAAUAAACAUGAAAAUUAAAUAAUAAAAAAAUUAUUAAAUAAAUAAUAAAAAAAUAAAUAAAAAGAAAAACUAUUUUAUUAAAACAUUUUCGAAAACAUGUUGCAUACUUACCAGCGCAGUGCAUUUCACAGCGAUUUUGGAACAUAGCUGGAACAUGCCUGAAAGACAGAAAAAAUAAAUACUAAAAUUUCUAACGGCACGCAAAAUAAACUUAAAAUAUUACAAAAAAAUUUAAAAAUUAUAUAAAAUGUUUUUUGAGUAAAAAAAAAUAUUUUAAAAUAUUUAAAAAAAUUAAAAAUUUAAUUGAAAUAUUUUUUGAGUAAAAAAAAUUAGUUUAAAAUAUUAAAAAAAAAAAAUAAAAAUUGAAUUGAAAUAUUUUUGGAAUAAAAAAAAAAUUAUUUUAAAAUAUUAAAAAAAAUAAAAAUUUAAUUGAAAUAUUUUUUGAGUAAAAAAAAUUAGUUUAAAAUAUUAAAAAAAAAUUAAAAAUUUAAUUGAAAUAUUUUUUGAAUAAAAAAAAUUAUUAUAAAAUUAAAACUUUAAUUGAAAUAUUUUUUGAGUAAAAAGAAAACUUAUUGAAAUAUGACAAAUCUUAUUAAAUAUUUUUUAGACAACUACACGCAUGAUUCAAUUGCAUAAGGUUGUGCUACUUUAGAGCGUGUUUCUUCUUAGUAAAAUAUUUUUUAAACAAUAAUGACAAAUAACAUUUUUUUCUCAUGACUUUCUUGUUUACAUUUUGAUGAUUUUGAGAUUUAAAAUUUUUUAGAAUUCUUUUUAAUUUUUUUUUUAAUUUUUUUCGUGUUUAGUUAUCACUCAAAGCAUUUUCGUUAGCUGAAAUGAUUAAAAAACAAGACAAAAACGUUAAUUUUGGCUGCAGAAGCUAUAAUACCCCAAACAGCUGCAUUUUUUAUAGCAUAAAGGAGCAUAUAAAAAUCUUUAUCUUAGUUUUUAAGGGCCAGUUUAUACGUCAGCUAUAAGCUAUAGUGGUGCGAUCUGAAAAAUUUAUCCAGAAAUUGUAGCAAUGCAUUGAAUAACAAUCUAAGCCAAAUUUCGUGAAGAUACCUUAUCAAUUAAAACAGCUUUCCAAACAAGGACUUAAGCUCGGUUGGUCCGUGUGUACGACAGCAACACGUUGUAGUGGUCCGAUUUGAACAAUUUCUUCGAAGAUUACAUAAACACCUCAGACAAUAAACCAUGCCAAAUUUCUAAAAAAUAUCUCGUCAAAUAAAAAAGCUUUCUAUACAAGCACUUGUUUUCGAUUAUUCAGGUUUUAUGGCAGCUAUAUGCUUAAGUGGUCCGCUAUCAGCCGUUUCGACAAAUAAGCAGCGCCUUGGCUAGAAAGAACGUAUGCAAAAUUUCUGUUCGAUAUCUCAAAAACUGAGAGAAACUACUCUCUAGUCUCUAUACAAACGGACAUACAGACAAACAUUGCUAAAUCGGCUCGUCACGCUAAUAGUUUUUUAUGGUCAUAUUUCACCUCAAAUGCAAAAUUUUGAUAAGUUUAAAAGUGAAGGAAAAACAUUAUAAUAAAAACCACUCAUAUUGAAACAAAAUUUCGGUUAUAAAAUGGUUAUACAUUGGAUAUAUAGGUUAUCUAUUGGAUAUAUUAGUCAGCGGAAGCUUAAAAGUUUAUAAUACAUAUAUGCAAUAUGAUGUAGUGAAUCUUAAGCACUAAAAAACUCAAUUUCGAAAUUUUGAUGAUGCGUUAUUUUGCAUUUUAGGCGGCGAUAUAUACUUUGUAGGGUCUUCGACGUCUCCUUUAGGGUCUUACAAACUACGUGGCAAACUUAGUAUAACCUGUUCAGCGGCAUAAAAUAUAUUUUUUAAUCAUAAAAAGGCAAAAUAGCUAAUGCCAAAAUAAUGUGUUAAAAAAAACUUUUGAAAUUUUUUUUAUUUUUUCUAACGUCACAACCUUAUACAUGCUUACAUAGUGAUUGAAUCAGGACUAUACCCCAGCAGCCAUCCAUCGCUUCAAUUUUUGAGUUUCACCAUCAACUUUUAUUGUAAAUACAUGCACAUUUACUUCAUGUAAUUAAAAUUGGUAAAAAACGUAUAUUUUUAAAAUAAAAAUACUAUGCACACUUACAGCACACGUGUGUAUGUGUGCGUAAUAGUCACUUAAGAUAGCCAUUAUAUGAAUUAAGCCUUAGAUCGCAGUGUCCUUAUGCGCAUACAUAGCCAUCAUGCCAUUUACACCCACAUAAACAUAUAUACAUACAUGCACAAAUAUAACUGUGUAUUUGUAUAUUAAAUGUAAAGGAAGUAAUGUAUUCUUUCUUAAUUUAUUUGCAAAAUUUCGACGCUUUUCUUAUGGUUGGAUAUUUUUUGAAAAACAUACACACAUACAAACAAAUUAAAAACGAAAACCAAAAA
Molecule: messenger RNA, 7741 nt
Organism: Bactrocera neohumeralis
Lineage: Eukaryota; Metazoa; Arthropoda; Insecta; Diptera; Tephritidae
Product: aminopeptidase N
Exons: 13
Coding region: 769-3954 (1061 amino acids)
Biological process (GO): proteolysis; peptide catabolic process
Cellular component (GO): cytoplasm
Molecular function (GO): peptide binding; zinc ion binding; metalloaminopeptidase activity
Source: RefSeq, a predicted model, not a curated record